This is a messenger RNA of Xenopus tropicalis (tropical clawed frog), 1620 nucleotides long. Its product is annotated as E3 ubiquitin-protein ligase Midline-1. The annotation marks the transcript as partial. Gene Ontology annotation, molecular function: zinc ion binding. The transcript has a single exon. NCBI's taxonomy places the organism in Eukaryota, Metazoa, Chordata, Amphibia, Anura, Pipidae. Gene Ontology annotation, cellular component: cytoplasm. The record is from RefSeq and is a predicted model, not a curated record. Gene Ontology annotation, biological process: antiviral innate immune response.
UCCCACUGGGUACUGAGAGAAAGUAAAUCACUGUUGGCAACGGCUGCACGUAAUGUGGAAAAGGAGCUGAUAUGCCCACUCUGUUGGAACAUUUACACAGAUCCUGUAACUCUGCCUUGUGGCCAUAACUUCUGCAGGAGCUGCAUUGUGAGAACAUGGGAUGAAUGGGAAGAAAUAGAAGAAGAACUUUCCUGCCCUGAAUGCAGGGAGAGAUACAGAAGGAGACCGGAAUUAAAGCUAAACCUGAGGCUGCAUAAUAUAGUAGAAAUCUGUCUUCCUUCUUCUCCAUCGCAGGGCGACACUCGUAUUCUCUGCUGUCAGUGUGACCCUCCUGUACGUGCAACUAAAUCCUGUGUGCAGUGUGAGGUCUCGCUGUGUGACUCCCACCUGAGGGAUCAUAGUGACCCAACUCAACAUUCACUUAUUGCCCCAACCCAUGACUUUGCAGGCAGGUUGUGCCCUGUGCAUCAUCAGAUCCUGGAGUAUUACUGCUGGGAGGAUUUGGCCUUUAUGUGUGAGUCCUGCAGCCUCUCCGGGGGGCACAGGGGCCACAGGGUGCAGUGGCUGGAUGAGGCGUCCGAGGCAAAGAAAGGAAAACUGACAGAAAUUAUAGACAGACUGAUCUCAGAGAAACAGAAGACUCACACAAAGAUCCAUAAUUUAGAUGAGCGCAGAAAGCAAGUGGAACAAAGAGCAGAGAGUGAGAGACAGCAAAUGACUGAGUUGUUUAGGGAAAUCAGACAGCAACUUGAUGCCCUAGAGGAGAAAAUCAUGAGAGAGAUGUAUCAACAGAAGAAGAAGGACUUGCAAAUCUUUAGUCAUAUAGAUGAACUGCAAAAAGAGAAAGGGCUGUUGGAGAUAAAGAUAGAGCAAUAUGGAAGGUUAUGUUUCAGCUCUAAUCAUGUGACUGUACUGAGGGAACAGGAAGUAGAAGCAGAAGCCUUGUGUGGCGCUGAGGAGGAGGAGGAGGACAAUGUGGCUGAUGGGAAGAAGUUCUCAGUUGUCAGUGACAUGGGCAAGUGGCUGAUCUCAGGGAAACUAAGCGCAGCUAUAGCCGAUGUUACUAAUGUUAUAGAUAAAGUGGGGAUCUAUGGGCGGGAGGCGACUGGGCUGUCACUGGAUACAGACACAGCCUCUAAUAACCUAGCGCUAUCCCAUAAUAGGAAAAGUGUGUCCCACACAGACACAAGGCAGAACCUGCCCCAAACUCCAGGGAGGUUUCAGGAGGCUCAGGCUUUAGGCACCAGGAGCUUUAGCUCAGGGAAACACUACUGGGAGGUGGAGGGCAGUGAGACUGGGGGCUGGCGUAUUGGGGUGGCCUAUCCCAGUAUAGAUAGGGAAGGGGAUCAGUCGUACAUUGGGUUUAAUAACAAGUCCUGGGCUCUAUGUAAGUUCUAUAAUAACUACUCAGUGAUACAUAAUGGGGAAAGGAAGGGUUUGGCUAUGCCCCCCUCCUGCCAGAGAAUCAGAAUAUUUCUGAAUUAUGAGGCCGGAUGUCUGUCCUUUUAUGAGCUGAGUUACCCAAUCAGAUGCUUACAUACCUUCACUGUCCCCUUCUCUGAGCCACUCCAGCCUGCAUUCUGGGUAACCAGGGGGGGGUGGCUGGGUCAGAAUCCUUAG